CUAGUCACUGCCUGAAGCAGUAAUCGGACAACUGUCGUUCUCACUCUGGCUCGGUCUCUUGAGAUCCCAGCUAUAUAGUGUGUGUAUCGGAGCUCCGUGGGUUCUAACACUUGAAAUGAAAAAGAAAAAGGUGUGUUGUAGCCGGUAAUUUGUUGCGUUACAGGUUCUGCGAACUCUCGAAGAACUCUUUUUGAUGAAGUUUCUCUGUUGUCUCUGGACUGGACAGACUUGGCUGUAGAAGAUUAUAACGUAACUUAAAGGAACGGGAUACCAGCCAGAGCACAGGGAUUCCACCGUAGUUGGAGUCUAUGGACAUGCAGGAUCUAGCCAGUCCGCACAGCUGUGUAAGUGGAAGCAGUGAAUCUCCUAAUGGUCCCAGACUCGACAACUCCCAUAUCAAUACCAAUUCCAUGACCCCCAAUGGCACUGAAGGUGAUAGCAUCACAAUGCUCACCACAGCUGACUGGUUGUUAGGCUCUAGCUCACAGUCGGCUGCAGGUUGGUGCAGUUCAGUUAAAACAGAACCUAUGAGCAGCAGUGACAUCACCACCCCAGUAGCCGACGUCUCCCUAGACAGCUUCUCAGGAUCAGUUAUUGGAACCAGUGGCUUCAGCCCAAGACAAACACAGCAGUUCUCCUCACAGAUUUACCCUUCCAACAGACCGUAUCCACAUAUUCUCCCUACUCCUUCAUCCCAAAAUAUGUCUGCGUACGGUCAGACACAGUACACCACAGGAAUGCAGCAGGCCGCAGCCUAUGCUAGCUACCCCCAGCCUGGACAACCCUACGGGAUCCCUGCCUAUGGCAUAAAGACAGAGGGGGGACUGAGCCAGUCCCAAUCCCCAGGACAGACAGGCUUCCUCAGCUACAGCUCAGGAUUCACCACCCCUCAGACGGGCCAGGCUCCAUACAGCUAUCAAAUGCAAGGUGGCACGUUCACAACCACGCCAGGACUGUACGCAGGAAGCAACGCCCUCACGAACUCAACCGGCUUCAACAGUACACAGCAGGACUACCCAAGCUACCCAGCAUUCGGCCAGGGCCAGUACUCCCAGUAUUACAACAGUUCUCCCUACACCUCCCCCUAUAUGACCAGCAACAACACCAGUCCCACCACCCCCUCCACCACAGCCACCUACACCCUCCAGGAGCCCCCCAGCGCCCUGACCAGCCAGGCCCUCACGGAACCCCCAGCAGGUAGGCCCCAGGCCCCCCAGGCCACCCACCCUCCAUCCCCAGGAUCAGAAGGCUCUGGAGGGGGUGGCUAUGAUGCCAGGGCCACUCAUUAUGGAGAUUACAGUACCAUCCACAGUCCAUCAACGCCCAUUAAAGAUUCAGAAUCGGAUCGAUUGCGGCGUGCCUCGGAUGGAAAGUCACGUGGCCGAGGGAGAAGGAACAACAACCCUUCACCACCGCCUGACUCUGACCUUGAGCGAGUGUUCAUCUGGGACCUGGAUGAGACCAUCAUCGUUUUCCAUUCCUUGCUCACAGGGUCUUACGCUAACAGAUACGGCCGGGAUCCCCCGACGUCUGUGUCACUGGGACUGAGGAUGGAGGAGAUGAUCUUUAACUUGGCAGACUCUCACUUAUUCUUCAACGACUUGGAGGAGUGCGACCAAGUCCACAUCGAUGACGUCUCAUCUGAUGACAACGGUCAGGAUCUGAGUACGUAUAACUUUGGUUCAGAUGGGUUCCACGCGGCAGCGACCAGUGCCAACCUGUGCCUGGCCACGGGCGUGAGAGGAGGAGUGGACUGGAUGAGAAAACUGGCCUUCCGCUACAGACGAGUAAAAGAAAUCUACACCACCUACAAAAAUAACGUUGGAGGUCUGCUGGGCCCAGCCAAACGAGAAGCCUGGUUACAAUUGAGAGCAGAAAUUGAAGCCUUGACCGAUUCCUGGUUAACGCUGGCACUGAAAGCACUCACAUUAAUCCACUCAAGGUCAAACUGUGUGAAUAUUCUGGUGACCACCACCCAGCUCAUACCUGCCCUGGCUAAAGUCCUGCUGUACGGACUGGGGAUAGUGUUUCCUAUUGACAAUAUUUAUAGUGCUACCAAAAUAGGGAAGGAGAGCUGUUUUGAGAGAGUCAUUCAGAGGUUCGGGAGGAAAGUUGUGUACGUCGUCGUGGGAGACGGAGUAGAAGAGGAGCAAGGCUCAAAAAAGCACAACAUGCCCUUCUGGAGAAUCUCCAGCCACUCUGACCUCAUGGCCCUCCACCAUGCUCUGGACCUGGAGUACUUGUAGCUACCGCUUCCUACUGCUCAGACCGUGACACCUACAGCUCGGCCUUCCGGCCCACUGCACCUACCCGUAGGCCCCUACACCCUACCGGCCCAAUGCACCUACCCAAAGGCCCCACAACUGCUCUACCAGACCCUACUGGCCCCUAAAUGGCCCAUACCGGCCCCUACUGGCUCAUACUGGCUCCUACUGGCCCCUACCAACCCCUACUGGUCCCUAAUGGCCCCUAGCGCUCCACAUACCACAACUACUCUACCAGACCUUACUGGCUCCUGCUGGCCCCUACCAACCCCUACUGGCCCCUACCAACCCCCACUGGCCACUACCAACCCCUACUGGCCCCAACUGGCCCCUACUGACCCCUACUGGUCUCUAGUAUUCCACAUACCACAACUACUCUACCAGACCCUACACUUCCUGCUCCACCUUGCCUUGCAACCUUUCAACUUUCAACUUUCACCACAGCCACUCAGGUCCUCCCACCCAGAACAGACUCUCUGGGGCCCUUUGUGUCGCCUGCUCUCCCCCUUAUUUACCUGGCUGCCCUCUUGCCCUCCCUCCUUCCCGCCCUCCCCUCCC
Molecule: messenger RNA, 2822 nt
Organism: Oncorhynchus gorbuscha (pink salmon)
Lineage: Eukaryota; Metazoa; Chordata; Actinopteri; Salmoniformes; Salmonidae
Gene: eya1
Product: EYA transcriptional coactivator and phosphatase 1
Exons: 18
Coding region: 309-2246 (645 amino acids)
Biological process (GO): cell differentiation; multicellular organism development; negative regulation of extrinsic apoptotic signaling pathway in absence of ligand
Cellular component (GO): nucleus
Molecular function (GO): protein tyrosine phosphatase activity
Source: RefSeq, a predicted model, not a curated record